AUGGCUAAUCACCUCUGUCGGCCGUGCCAAAAGCUCAGUUUCGACAAAUUGCAGAGUACCCAGCCCGAAGACCUCUCCGACGAAGAUGGGCGACUGAUCAAGCGGACUUUGUCCCCGGACUUGAUCGAGAGCUGCGAUUUAUGCAACUUCUUUGCUCGGACAGCUCGGUAUUAUACCGGUGACUGCAAGGAAUACCUCAAUGCGGACGGGGUGCCUGAGAUAUCUCUUCGCCUGGGCAGGUGGGGUCGGAGAACGCCGUGUCUUCGCGACGACCACGACCUGGUGAUCCUCAUUGAGAAACAAGAUGCCGAGAAAGAAAAAGCAGGGAGCCGCUUGAUAGAACCGGACCGGAUUGACUACUCGUUAUUGCGCGGUUGGUUUUCCAAAUGUGAAGAUGGCUACAUGCGGGAUUAUUUCAAGUACGAUAUCGACAGCCUCCGCGUCAUCGACUGCGGGGAUGUUGGGGACGGAGAGCAAGAGCCAAGGUUGGUCUCAUGGGCUUCAGUUGGCAAGCAGUUGGACGGUGAUCCCCCAGAAUAUGUCGCCUUGAGCUACGUGUGGGGAGCAGCGCCAGGCAGGCUGCCUACUUUGACGGUAAACUCGACCCUCCCUGGGCCCCUCCCAAAGGUCAUCUCGGAUGCCAUUGUGGUGGUGAGGAAUCUGGGGGGUCGUUACCUGUGGGUGGACCGGUACUGCAUCCCACAGGGCGACAACGACGAGAGGGAAAGGCAGAUUCAUGCGAUGGGACAGAUUUACCAGUCGGCAAAGUUCACCAUUAUCGCCGCGGCUGGAGACGGGCCGGACCAUGGACUGCCAGGCGUUACCACUACAAGACGUCUACCUCACCCCUUCAUAAACAUCCAAAAUUACACUCUUACUCUCAUUCCCCAGCCAGACGGAUACAUUCACCAUACCAAAUGGGCUACCCGCGGUUGGACCUUACAGGAGGGCUUUCUCUCCAGCCGGCGUCUGGUGUUUACCGAUCACCAAGUCUUCUACGAGUGCCAGUGUAUACAAGCUGUCGAGGCGCUUGUAGGUACAUACUGGCACCCAUACUCGUACUCAUCAAGAGAGCUGUGGUUCCACGUGUUCGCAGGCGAUACGAGCAAAAGAAAAGGGAGGGGCCGGCCGGGCUUCCAUUACGUCGAGCAGCUGCACGGCUUUAUUGAGAAUUACAUGACGCGAGAUCUGACAGACGCCAACGACGGUCUUAAUGCUUUCCGGGGUAUUCUGCAGCACGCUGAACAAAACUGGCGAACACCGAUCCAUGAGGUUUGCGGACUGCCAAUCUAUGUCCCGGAAUAUCUGGGUACGCCAAACAACAAUUCGGCCAUUGCCGUCAGUCUCUCGUGGAAGAUGAGUGAUCUGAGGCGGCGACCCGAGUUUCCCAGCUGGACGUGGAUCGGGUGGAGGUCGGUCAAGAGGACUGGAGGGGGGUCGUUUUAUCUUGCUACGGAUGAACGGUGGUAUUCAUCGGCGGAUUCGAAACAUUACAUCACAUCGGUGGAUGUCGCUUUCCGCGAUGGCCAGGUCAUCCAGUGGUCCGACUUUGAUGGCAGGGGAGACAGAGGGAAGGUCUUUGAGAAGUCGUCCAUGCCGGGAAUGUCUGAGCUACCACAGAGUUUGUUGGUGACAGGCUGGCUGUUCGAUCUGACUGUUGUUGCGGUGGGUGAUCCAGGGGACGGACUCGCCACGACUGAGUUCCACACUGUCGAGAUCAGGGAGCAAUAUCGGCGGCCCAUGUCUUUUGGAGUUGAGCGGGAGCACCUGAUGUCGUUCUUUCCUGCCAACAGCGAUGGCAACAGAAAAUAUACAUUCACCUGUUUGCUAUUAGCUGAAGUCGACAAGUCCAACGACCGAAGCACGCUUGUGUUCCUGGUCCUUCGCCCCGUUCUUCAGGCCGAAGCUUUAGUGCAGACGUUUGAGCGCCUGGACUGCUGGACUCUGACAUCAAGCACGCCCAUCGUACAGGUUGACGGUACGAUCAUGAAGGCUGGGGAUUGUGUAUUCAAGAAUGAUGCUCUGGUUCUGCAAUAG
This is a messenger RNA of Podospora pseudopauciseta, 2037 nucleotides long. RefSeq lists its product as uncharacterized. Lineage: Eukaryota; Fungi; Ascomycota; Sordariomycetes; Sordariales; Podosporaceae. The record is from RefSeq and is a predicted model, not a curated record. The coding region runs from base 1 to 2037 and encodes 678 amino acids. The transcript has a single exon.